Molecule: messenger RNA, 3042 nt
Organism: Diorhabda carinulata
Lineage: Eukaryota; Metazoa; Arthropoda; Insecta; Coleoptera; Chrysomelidae
Product: SET domain-containing protein SmydA-8-like
Exons: 10
Coding region: 1261-2937 (558 amino acids)
Molecular function (GO): protein binding
Source: RefSeq, a predicted model, not a curated record
AUAUAUUAAUGUUAAUAUUAAGAAUGGGAAAGCCUCGUUGCUCCUAGUUGCUUACGUAAUCCCAUUACAGUCUCUUUGAUAACCCUAUGGAAGCUUUUCAAAAUUGGAGAAUCCUAGCAAGGCUCUUCCACUAAUUAAAAUCCUAAUAUUUUCCUCCGUGUGUGAAUAAGAUUGGUUUGAGUGCUUCGUCUCGUUUACGAAGAUUUUGGCAUACCUACAUAUGACUGGAUCCAUUCUUUUAUGUUUCUUUCCUUUCCUACAUCUUAAGGUGUUUUUUUAUCAACUUAAUUUUCUUCGAGUCCUUUAUGUCUAGGAACCCAGAGCAGCUCCACCGCACUUUUAUCAACCAGAUUAUUGAGUGCCUUGUAGUGACUUUUGUUACCGCUUUUUAUUUGGUUCAAUCUUGUAAUAGAAGUCACCAUAUGAAGAAAAGUUGAUCUUAAUUUGGUCCCUUCUAGGAAAAUUUAUCUUGAAUUUAAAUCUUCCAAGAAAGUAUAUAACAAAUUUUCGUGAUUUGACUUAGUUACACUUCUUUUAAACGUAAGUAUUUAAUCAAUGCGCUUUGCUCAUUUUGAUCAAUUUUGAUAACGAAAUGUGACAUGACUUUUGAUAUAGUUUACAAUUAAGUUUCGACGAGCGGUAAACCCCUAAAAAGACGCUUAGAAACACGAAAAAGUGACCAAUAUGAAGUUCGUUUUUAAUUAAAUUCGUCAAAACCGAAUUUUAAUAAAAAUUUUCGACAAACAUUGACACGUAUUUGAAUUUUCUUAAAGAAAUAUUGAUUUUUCGCUGACUUGUUGCGAGUUGAACGUGAAAAAUCGAAAAUUUUCUUAAAAUUUGAUUUUUACUAGGUUCCGACGAGUCGAGUUUAGUUAUAUUUGGUAAGUCAUUUUUUUUUAAUCGAUUGUAAUUAAUAAAAAAGUCAACAACGCUUGCGCAACUGAGACCGUACUUUGAUUUUUAAUUGAUCAUCUAUUUUAAGCGUAAUUCGAUUGUAGUUAGUUAAGAACAGGUCGCCGAAAUAGACAUUUACAUUCUUAUGUAUCAACACCUAGUGCCAAAAAAUUUGUAAUAUAAAAAUAUGCCCUAGUGAAACAAUUGUUAUACUCCAAGAAAACUCGAUAUUCCUUUCAACUGUAUAAAGCUGGUUCCACAGACUUGCACUUCUUCAAAGAAUUAAGCCCUGCAGACCAACUCGGUGUUCAUGAACCACCUCUACCUGUCGAUAAGGUCUCCCAAAUACAUCUCUAGACCGUUAAGAUGUCUUCUGAAGGUGUUGAUAAUGAAAACAAUAAAUGUGAAGUUUGUAAAGCUCCUUCGACAAGAAAAUGUUCAGCUUGCAAAUCGGUGUUUUACUGCAGCGAAAUACAUCAGCAAGAAAAUUGGAAAGAGCAUAAAAAUCAAUGUCGACCGUUUGAGGAAUCGUAUUCUAAAGACUUGGGAAGGUAUUUAAAAGCGACAAGAGAUAUACAGCCUGGUGGUGUAAUUUUUUCCGAAAUACCCUUAGUGUUCGGUCCAAAACCUCACCGUAUUCAAGAAGGAGGGUUUCCCUGUGUCGGCUGCUGCAAGUUACUUUCUAAUCAAAUAUGUGAAAUGUGUCCUGGUUGUUUAUGGCCAGUUUGUAGUACAACUUGUGAAGGACUAAAUAUUCCUUCUUAUCAUGGAUUCGAAUGUAAUAUUCUUAGAUUAAGAACAUGUAGUGAGGUUAAAUCGUUUUUAGACUUUUACAGAUUUGAUGUAUUGAUAGUUCUAAGAGCCUUAUAUCUUCAAAAAGCAAAUCCAAAGAAGUGGGAGAUUCUGAUGAAACUGGAAGAUCAUUUGGAAAAAAGAGGAUUGGGAACUGAUGUUUUUACAGCGAUCCAGGAGAAGUUUGAUUUUCUAAUGGAACAUUAUUUGAAACCAUUAAAAUCGUACGAAAAAGAAACAGGGCAAGUUAUCAUUCCCAACUGUACGGAAGACAUAAUUCACAAAAUUUACGGUAUUAUCGAUGUAAAUGCUACCGAACUUACAGAAGACGUAGACGCGAUGAUUUUGUACUCUAACGCUAGUUUAUUGGAGCACAAUUGUAUUCCGAAUACAAUGCAAAUUAUCGAUGAAAAUGAUCAUUUUAGGGUUACGUUUAGAGCCGCCAUGGCCAUACCAAAAGGUGAACAUAUAACGACAAUGUAUACUCACAUAUUAUGGAGUACAGCUGCCCGUAGAGAUCAUCUAAUGGAAACUAAAUAUUUCAAAUGUACUUGCAAGAGAUGUCAAGAUCCUACAGAACUUGGUACAUAUCUUAGCGCGCUCAAAUGCAUUGCUGGGAAAGAUGAUGAAUCCUGUGGUGGUUGGCAACUUCCCAUAACACCAACUUAUACCAACGGUGCAUGGAUGUGCAGUAAAUGUAAAAUAAAAUUACCUGAACAGGAUAUAGUGAAAUUCAUCAAUCAUUUAAGUCACGAGGUGGACAAAAUCAUGACGAAAGCUCCAAACAAGGAGGAACUAGAAGAUUUGUUAAACAAGCUUCUCCAUUUUUUACAUCCCAAUCAUUAUUUAUUGUUCAAUAUAAAACAUACGCUUAUCCAAAUAUUUACUGAUAAACAAAUAGAUCAAAACGAUCCUAUGGUUUGGAUGGAAAAAUUAAGUCAAUGCGAUGAAUUAAUUGAUUUAACAAGAAAACUCGAUCCAGGUAAUGCUAGACUCAGUUUAUAUCUGGGAGUUCUAUUGAAUGAACGAUUCAUGGCACAAUUUAAAAUACUGACGACAACGUUCGACAAACCGACGCAAAAUCUUUAUACGGAUCAAAUAAAAAAAGAAAUUUCCGAAAUUCUCGAAGAAAAUAGAAGAAUUUUAUUCUACGAACAAAACACGUCGGCUGGAAGGAAAUUAUUAGAAGUAGUGAAUAGAAAUCGACAAAGUUUUGAAAAUUGGCUUAGCGAACAUAAACAAACGGUUUAAAUUGUUUCGAAAAUCACCUGCCCACUCCCUUAAGUUUUUGAAAUAUUGUUUAAUUAAUGUUUAUGAAAAUUUUUCUUUUAUGAAUAAAAACUGUAUAAAAAAUGA